UUUUUAAUUAAAGUCCAAAAAAAACGUCGCGCAAAUCGUUGCUAUUUGUUAUUAUUGUUUGUGCUUGUGCGCAUUGUUGGCCUUUGUGUUUGCCAUGGAAAUACUCUGAAUACCACACACACACAUACACACACACACGCACACAGAUACACAUGGAUACACAGAUAGAGCAUGUUCUGAGCUGAGUUUGUGGCUAGCAAAAUGGUCAAGUCGCUUGUCUCCAAGCUCCAAGCAUCCUCGAAUCUCUCGCUGGCCCAAACCUUCGGCCUUGGCGGCGCCAGCGGCCCGGAGGAGACGAAUUACGCAAAACAUCGCAAUGAUCCCGGUCGUUUCUUUGGGGAUGGCGUCCAGUUCAAGGCCAAGCUGAUUGGCAUUCUGGAGGUGGGCGAGGCGCGCGGCGAUCGCAUGUGCCAGGAGGCGCUGCAGGAUCUGAAGAUGGCAAUACGCGCCGCCGGCGAGCACAAGCAGCGCAUCAUCAUCCAUGUGACCAUCGAUGGGUUGCGGCUGCGCGACGAGAAGACCAGCGACUCGCUCUACCAUCAUCCCGUGCACAAGAUCUCGUUCAUAGCGCAGGAUAUGACGGAUUCGCGUGCGUUUGGCUAUAUAUUUGGAUCGCCGGAUAGCGGUCAUCGGUUCUUUGGCAUCAAGACGGACAAGGCGGCCAGCCAGGUGGUGCUGGCCAUGCGCGAUCUCUUCCAGGUCGUCUUCGAGCUGAAGAAGAAAGAGAUUGAAAUGGCGCGCCAGCAGAUCCAAGGCAAAUCCCUGCACGAUCAUGCCAGCCAGCUGGCCACCUUGUCCUCGCUGAAGGCUGGCCACGGCGAGCUCGCCUCCGGCAGCAGCAGCUCCGCGGCAGCAGCGCAUGCUUCCAAUCUCAGCAUGCUGGGCGCCGGCUCCUCGAACGGCGUCGGCCUCACGCGACUCGGUGUCAAUCUCGACGUGAACAAGGGGGCGGGCGGUGCGGCCAAGGAGAUCUCGCCGGAAUCCGUGGCGGACCUGGUCGAUCUGGAGCAGGAGCUGACAUCGCUGCAGCGUGGCAUCAGCCAAAUGGAGCGCAUUACGCCAAACGAACCAGCCAUAUCACAGGCCGGCGCCGGGCUGACCAAGUCGGCCAGCGAGGAUGAUCCCUUCGGCGACUCCUUCAUCUAUGUGCCCUCGUACAACAUCUUGCCGCCGCCACCCGACUCCGGACGCACACGCCACAAGCAGCCCAGCAAGACGCCGGAGAGCACAGCUCUGGACACGCUGCUCUCCCCGGUGCCUGGCGCCAGCAGCUCGCCGGCCAACAUGCAACAGGAUGACGAUGAUGGCUGGCUGCACGAGCUGCAGCAGCAGAACGAUGUCUUUGACACGACCAAGGUGACGGUCACGCCCACGCCCAUGUCGGCGGCAGCCGUGCUGGGCAGCCUGCCGAUGGCGCCGCUGGCGACCAGGGAAUCCUCGGCAACGCCCACGCAACAAAUCAGCGAAAUCUGCGCAGCGCCCGCAACGACAACAACAACAACAGCUGCCGCCGGCAACGAAGUGGGGUUAAGUGGGGCUCUGACCAGCCUGACAACGGCAGCUGCAGCUGCACCACAAGCAGAGGCAGAAGGGGCGACAACAACAGCAGCGGGAGCAGCGGUCAUGUCGGAGCCCAGCACGAGCACGAAUACCGUCGAGGAGGAUGCUAAUCCCGUGCUGCUGCCACGCGACACGGAUCCGUUUUCGCCCACGCGCAAGAAGAGCGAUCCGGAUCCCUUCCAGGACGGCGAUCUCUUUGCCAAGCUGGACGCCUUCGAGUUCGAUGUGCCACAGCCCACGGUCAGCACAGUUCCAGCUGCCAAUGUUUUCAAUGGGCCGCUCCAGGUGCAGCUGCCCCCGGAGCAGCAGCAACAACAGCAGCAGCAACAACAGCAGCAGCAGCAGCCGGACGGCUGGCAGGCGGAUAUCUCGCGCCUGGAGCCGGCGCCCGUGAGCAGCGUGCGUCAUCGUCCCACGCCCGUGGCCAGCGUUGUCAAUGUGGGCGGUCCGCUGGACGUUAUCUCGAGCAUUAGCAACAAGAAGAUGCCGCAUUUGUUUGGGCAGGCGCGCUUCUCCAAACGCGGAGACUCCUCCGCCGGCGUCGGCUCCAGCGUCAAUAUGCGUCGCCUGCAGGAGAGCGACUCGCUCAGCGAGAACGAGGCGGCGCCGGAGCCGCCGCCACGACCCGACUCCACGCCCUAUGCUGAGCCGCCGCCGCUGCCGCCCAAGAAGCAGUUCAGCGAUCUGGUCAUCAGGCCUACGCCCGCAGCGCCACCUGUUGGCCGCUACGAGUACUUGAACCAUGCCAGCAAUCAGCUGCGCCGCAGCGCCGACGCGCCGCCCAUCCCGUUGCCCUCGCGUCGCGUGGGCCGCUCCGACGGCUGCUUUCCGGGACCGGGACGACCGCGCAAGCCCGGCCACACGGAUGACGACUAUCUGGCGCCCUUGGGCGGCACGCCGCCGCCGCUGUUGCCGCCACCCACGCAGAGCAGCAGCAGUCGGGCGCGUCCGCAGCGGCAGGCGUCGCUCGGCCGGCCGCAGGACAUUUACGAGAACAAGGCCGAGAUUCUGCAGGCGGCACAGGCCGCCCACGCCCAGUCGCAGGCUCAGUCGCAGAAGGAGUCGGCCGCUUUGGCGCCGGACAUUACGCUGACGCAGCUGCUUACGCUGGGCAUGGACGAGCUGGCGCUAAAGCUGAACGUGCCCGCCAGCAAGCUGAGCACCAUGACCCUCGUCCAGCUGACGGCCUAUCUGUCCGAGUAUCUGCAGCUAAGCGGCGACCAAACGCAGCCCAAAUCCCGUGCGAGUCCGGCUCCAGCCGCCGCCGUUGGCUCGUCGGCCUCGGCGGUGUUCAAGGUGAACUUUGAUCAGCAGACCUCGUUCGUGGCCAAGUUCGACGAUACCUUCGGUGAGGAUGUGGGCCAGGAUGCGUUUGUGGCCAAUUUUGCCAACUUCAAUGAGGCGCCCGCACUCUCCGCUCCCGCUGUGCCGCCCGCGGAUCGUUACGCCGUCUUUCGGGAGAUCAUCGACCAGGAGCUGCAGCAGCAACAGCAAGAGACGGAUCUUAUGGGCGAUCUAACGCCACCGCCAGUGGACGAAGCCCAACAGGAGCAACUGCAGCAGCAGCAACAGCAGCCGCUGGCACAGCUGGAAAUUGAUGUGGCCGAGCUGGAGAUGGAGCCGGCACCGCCCAAGAUAGACACCAAGAUUACCGAGGUAGUCGCCCAGGCCAAGGAUCGCUAUGCGGCGCUGCGCGACAUUAUUUUGGUGGAGAAUCUCUUUGACAAGCCGCCGCCGGCGAGCGCGGCAGCUGCCGUUGCCGAGAAGGAUCUGCUGCAGGAUCUGUUCAGUGAUGAGUUCAACGAGGAUCAGGACAUACGCCAAAUCAUGGACAGCAGCCACGAUAGACGCGGCCUUGUCGACAGCCGCGGCCUGCCCGCUGAGCCCUCAUCCUCGGCCCUGACCGUUGCCGAUGAUGACGACGACGACGAUGACGAGGAUGCGGGCGGCGAGAGCAGCAUGGACAGCAACGAGAAGGAUGCGGAGCCUGUCAGCGCACAGGAUCAGUACGAGAAACUAUCGACUAGCGCCGAGAAGCCCGAGUUCAAGUCGGAGGAGCAGCUGCCGCCCAAGCAGGACAACAAGUUCCUCACCGUCGUCAGCGCGACGAGCUGUGCCGGCAGAGAUGACAUCGAAAUCGACGAGCUAAUGCAGCGCGCCAUCUCCAAUCUAUCGCUGGACUCGCGCGAUCGCAUUUCCCCGGCCACAUCCUCGGCGGCGCCAUCGCGCGGCCCCGCCCACAGUCUGCACACGCCCUCGCAGUUUAAUGAUGUGAGUACCUCGCCCAUUCCGCUCCAGAAAUCGCCGGCACCGCCGCUGAAUCAGGCGGCGGGUGUCUCGCCCGUGGCCUCGCAGCUGUCCGCCGUGUCGCAGCUAAUUGACACGGCCACCAAGCAGAUGCAGAGCGAACGCGACCGGGAUAAGCCGUCGUGGGCCACUUUUGACUCGCCCAAGGUGGCCAUCGGGCCGGGCGCUGGCAAGGGCAAGGCACGUCUCACGCUGCCGCCGCCGCCCGCCUCGAAUACAUCACAGCAGGACACCGCUGAGUCGCCGUGCAGCUCCGAUCCGCGCGACGAUGCCGGCGGCUGGUCCAAGCAGCAGCAGCAGCGCCGCUGGGCUAAAAAGGAACGCCAGCAGACCUCCUCCUCUUCGCGCGACCUCAGUCCCUGGGACGACGAGACGCCCGACUAUCUCAAGCAGCAGCGCCGCGGCCUGCCGCCGCCCACACAGCUGCCACCGCAUUCGCAUGCCCAUGGCUACUACAUGCGCCACGCCCGACGCCUCAACUCCUGCGACGAGGACUACGACUACGACGCCGAGUUCUGCGCUCGCCGAGAUCGGGAACAGACGCAACGCAAAUUCAAGCACGGACUCUCACGCAGCAGGGACAACUUUGAACUGGACUCGCCCAGCUGGUACCAUCAUCCGGCACAUCACACCUGGUCCCCGCAGGAGAUUGAGCAGGGCGUGCGCGCGCGUUCCUUUGAGCGCAGCGCCUACGAGCGCUCCAGCUACGGCCCGCCGGCGCCCAUGUACGACAAGCGCGGCCAGCCGCUGCCACGGGAGCGGGAGCGGGAACGCGAACGCUCCAAGUAUCGGGAGCGCGAGUACAGGGACUAUGCGCGUCCGGGCUAUGACUUUGACUACGAGAACGUCUACGAGGAGCGACGCUCGCCCAUGGGUCUGGGCUAUAAAUCGCGGCCAGACUAUCUGUACGAGCGGGACAGGGACAGGGACAGAGAGAGGGAACGGGAGCGGGAGCGCAAGUCAUUCGAUCGCGAGAGCGUCGAGUCCUUCGAGAGCUCGACACGACGGCGACGCAGCUUCGGCAGCGGCGGCGACGCCUACGGCAGCCUGGACAGUCGCGACGACUAUCGCGAACGGGAUCGGGAGUUGAAGACGCGAUCGCUGCGCAAACCGGCCACGUCGUCUGCCAAGCUGCGCGUCGCCGGCGACAUUGACUACGAACAGGACUCGGAGCAGGACUUUCAAAGGCAACGCAGCCUGCAGCGACCCAGCCAGCUGGGAGGCGACGUGGUGCCAGGCGCACCACAGCGCUUGCGCAAGAGCAGCGGCUCCAGUCCCUGGGAUGGUGAGGAGCCCACGCUACCUGGCCAGAAGUCCUGGAAGCGUCCAGCAAGCGCUGCGGAAACGGAGCGCCGCCUGGCCGAGAGCCGACGUGCCGCGGCGCUGGCGCAGACGCCCUCCGAUGGCGAGAAGGAUCGCAGAUUCCGCAAGAAGGCGCGCGCACGCAGCACCAAGGAUUUGGCCACCGUGGGCGCACGAUAUGGCAGUGGGCGUGGCGUGCAACGCGACAAUUACGACUACAUCAGUUGCCAGCGCAACGAUAACGAUGACGACGACGAUGACGACGAGGACUAUGUGGAUGAUGAGCCGCCCACAGACGAGGAUAAAUUUGAGCGUCUGAAUCGACGUCGCCACGAGAUGCAUCAGCGUAUGCUGGAGAGCGAGCGCAGGCAGCAGGAGCGGCACGCGCCCGGCCUGGCCAAGCUGCCUGGACAGAAUCGGACACGCAGCACAGCCGGCGGCGGCGGUGGCGGCGUUAAUAGCGACUAUGGCUUCGUGGACAGCUACGAGCAAACGCCCACGCCCCGAUCGAAUGCCAGCAGCACUGCGGUCAUGAUGAGCGGCGGCGAAUCAUCUGCUGGCGUUGGCGGCGGAGUCGGCGGUGGCACCAAAUUCAAUUUUGACGAUGGCUUCGAGUCGGACUUCAAUCAGAGCUCGCCACCGCCAGCGCCCGCUGGCACUGCGUCCAGUUGCAAUUCCACGCCCGCUGGGCUCAUCUCGGCUAGCAGCACGCUCGGCUCCAAAUCGCUGUUUCGCUUCUCCAAUGACUUCUCGGAGCGUGAGAAGCUGCAGCAACAGCAGCAGCAACAGCGGGAUGGCAACUUCGAGCUGGAGGCGGCGCCCAGCUCGACGCCCCCGAUAACCCAGAAGCUGCGUUUCGAUGAUAACGUAAAGGUGUCGCAGUUCGAUGAUGCCGCUUUCGAGGAUGACUUUGCAAAGGCGUCCUUCGACUUUGACAAGGAGCAGUCGUCGCCGGCAGCGCCCUCUGCCUCGAGCCGGAAGCAGAACAUGCGCAGCAGUCGGCUGCAGCAGCGUCAAGAGCUAAUCAAGAAAUCCGAAUCAGUGAAUAUAUUCGCCAAAAAACAGGAGGAUCCCUUCGAGGAUGACGAAUUCUUCAAGUCACCCGACGAACCGGUGCUGCCCGGCCAAGAGGACGACGCCAACAGCGCGGAUGCCAACAAGUUCCAGUGGAACGAGGACAACAACUUUGCCAAGUUCGAUGAAAACAUGUGAUUUGAUCAACUCUUCGCCAAGGCAUCCAGCACAGCCAUCGCAGAGCAGCCGGAGAGCGACGGCGGCAACUACGCCGAAAUCGAUGUCAUCAACGAUGGCGACUUCUACUACUUGACCAAUCUGAAUCACUACUAUCAGGAGCAGCGGCAGCAGGCGCUGCACCAGCAGCGCCAGCAUGACUACAUUAAUGUGCCCCGGAUGCAAACCAAAGCCACAUCCACCACUAACAGUCCCUGGCACGAGCUCCACAACAACAACAACAAUAAGAACAAGUCCAAGUGCAGGGUCAAGCUAAAGUCGCUGCAGCUGCUGCGCCAGCCAAGCAAAUGGAAACUGAAACGCUCCUUCGAUGAGAUUGUCAAGUGUCUGAUUAUAGCCUCAUCCGAGCAUGUUUACGAUUACGAUGUCCUUUGGUAGGGUGGUGUCGCCAAGCGCCAACUCGGCGAGCAAGUCGUAUUCCCCCGUCUACUUCUAAUCCAAUAAUUGUCUGUCUGUUUGUCUAGUCAAAUUUAUUGCCAUAUACUAUAUAUAUCUCCUAAACAAUAGACUGUGAUUUUAUGUACAUUCUGUUUGGUCAAAACGAAAAGUUAGAACGACUUGCUACGACGAGGCUACCCAACGCUAGAGGGCGCUGCAGAACAUCAGCUGUUAUUAUUAGCUAAUAAUAUGAAUUCAAGUCAAGUUUGUAUAUAUAUUGAGAGAUUUGCAACUAUUCAACAAAACUAACCUAGUUAUUUAUGCUAAACUUAAUUCGAUAACAGAUAACGAUAACGAUUACGAUUACGAUAACAAUUACGAUAACUUAUAUGAUCUGUUCAAUUGAACGUUUGUUACGUACAUUAUUCGAAUCCAAAUACUCAUCCUCCAAGUAACGAAAGCAACUAAUUAAUGCCUAUGCUAAAUGUCGUCUAGCUUAGUAUUAUUAUUAUUACUAUAACUAUUAUCAUCAAGAAUAACUAUCCAAAGUGCAUACUACAUAUAAAUCGUCUAACAUACCAUACGAAUUGUAACUAGCCUAAAGUGUUUAUUAUUUAACUACAUAUAUAGACAUAAUACACACUAUAUUAAAGCGCCUAUAACAAGACGAACAACUGAACGAACAACAGGUAACACAGGUAACCAAGCAGCUAUCAAAUAUUGAGAUAUAUAUACCUACUAUACCAGAUAUAAAUUUAUACGAUACGAAUACAAUAGUUAAUAUUAUUAUGGUAUAUUUGUUCUAUCAAUUAAAAU
This is a messenger RNA of Drosophila novamexicana, 7614 nucleotides long. It is a transcript of the gene Dab, whose product is annotated as protein disabled. The transcript is spliced from 8 exons. Bases 202 to 6381 code for a protein of 2059 amino acids. The record is from RefSeq and is a predicted model, not a curated record. Lineage: Eukaryota; Metazoa; Arthropoda; Insecta; Diptera; Drosophilidae.